This is a messenger RNA of Oncorhynchus gorbuscha (pink salmon), 3296 nucleotides long. RefSeq names its product serine protease hepsin-like. The record is from RefSeq and is a predicted model, not a curated record. Gene Ontology annotation, cellular component: membrane. Bases 612 to 1892 code for a protein of 426 amino acids. Lineage: Eukaryota; Metazoa; Chordata; Actinopteri; Salmoniformes; Salmonidae. Gene Ontology annotation, biological process: proteolysis. Gene Ontology annotation, molecular function: serine-type endopeptidase activity; serine-type exopeptidase activity. The transcript has 13 exons.
UGGAACAUUACCUGAACUUAACACAUAAAUGUAAAUCAAUUGAAGGGGUUGUUAAGCCUGUGCUCUGCUCUGCAGGUGCCAUUUGACCGAUAUCUCAUGACGUCACCUGUACACUACCUUGACCGUUUCUAAAAGGCUAUGAGCGCAGAUCCGGGAGUUGAACAAGUUGAACUGCUGAGCAGUCAUGUUUUUACAGAAAAAAACAACCGUGUAAAUACGUUGAUAGCUACACGUUUUAUCUAUAGGAAAUUAUAUUUUAUUUUCAGUUUUGAACGGAAAACUGUUUUCUUUCGCAGAAGGGGAGAAAGUGGGGAACGUUUUCUUUUCGUACUCUUUGUAACCAUACAACCACUUGUCGAACUAUUGGGAAUAUCUAUGGUGGAGUUUACAGCCUAUUCAUACUGCUACCCCGGAGGGAACAGCGAGCCUCGAGAGUAAUCGCCGAGAUUGUAACUUCAUUUUUUCUCACGCUUGACUUGACAAGCAGUCGUACACCUGUUUGCAAAAGAGAGGCUGGGGAUAAGCCUGGGUGGCAAGUUGACCAUCACAGGAGCUGUGAAGCAGGGCCACUCAGCUACCUCUUUACAUUUUCUACUUUUGAGCCAGAAAACAUGACUGAGAAAAAGAAUGGAGGCGCGGGGGUGACCUUCCUGACCCCAUGUCGCGUGGCGGGCGUGUGUCUGACCGUGGUGCUACUUGGGGGAAUUGGAGCUGCUGUCUGGGCUGUAGUAACAUUUUGUAUCAGAGAAGAAGACACAGGAUUAUAUGAUGUCCAGGUGAACUCCAAUCCAAGCUCGGACCUACGUCUCCGGGUGUUUGACUCGGCCGAGCGACGGUGGAGACACCUCUGUUCCUCAGAGGCCAACCAGCUCCUGGCCAACAUCAGCUGUGAGGAGAUGGGCUUUGUCAGCGUGGUGAAUUACUCUGUGUCCAGUAUCCCUGAAGGCAGUAAUGACCGUGAGGAGUUCUUCUGUGUCAAAGAGAAGGAGCUGACCUAUGGAAAGAAGAUCAAAGAGUCUCUAUAUCCCUGUGACUGUGAAACUGGCCAGGUCCUAAGUCUGCUUUGUCAAGACUGUGGCAGGCGUAGUCUGACAGAGGACCGUAUAGUAGGUGGUGUAGAUGCUAGACAGGGUAGCUGGCCGUGGCAGGUCAGUCUGCAGUAUGACGGGGUGCACCAGUGUGGAGGCUCCAUCAUCUCAGACCGCUGGAUCGUCAGCGCAGCCCACUGCUUCCCAGAGAGGAACCGUCAGGUGUCUCGAUGGAGGGUGCUACUGGGCUCCAUCUACAACAAGCUCACCCAUAAGAAUGUUAGAGUUCUUGAGGUAAAGACUGUGGUGUACCACAGCAGCUACCUGCCCUUUGUAGACCCCAACAUAGACGACAACAGCAGAGACAUCGCUGUCCUGGCUCUGGCCCAGCCUCUGCACUUCACAGACUACAUCCAGCCGGUGUGUUUACCCCACUACGGGCAGCGCCUGAUUGACGGCCAGAUAGGGACAGUGACAGGCUGGGGAAAUGUAGGUUACUAUGGUACUCUUGCUGACGUUCUUCAGGAGGCUAACGUGCCGAUCAUCAACGACGCUGUCUGUAACGCCCCUGAUUACUAUGACAACCAGAUUACCACCAGCAUGUUCUGUGCUGGCUUUGAGAAGGGUGGUACCGAUGCCUGUCAGGGGGACAGCGGGGGCCCAUUUGUGGCUGAGGACUCCCUGUCCAAGGCCAGCCGCUACCGCCUGCUGGGGGUGGUGAGCUGGGGAACAGGCUGUGCCAUGGCCAAGAAGCCUGGCGUCUACACCAGAGUGUCCCGCUUCCUACCCUGGAUCUCCUCAGCCAUGAGAACGUAUCACAAUUCACCAGGAGUGCACAAAAUGGCGCGUACAUGGGAGCACUGACCUUUAAGUAUUAUCCAUUCAGACUUACUGCACUUCACCUGUCCAAAAACCCAUCCUAUUAGGGGAACCUUGUGCACAAAUUGGAUGUAUAGGUAAAUUCAGCUAGAUUACCUGAGGAAACCCUUGAAACGAUAGCUUGACCAAAGAAUAAUCAAUAGGUGUAUGGUCUUGUGAAAUGAGAAAGCAUCAAAUGAAAAGGCUUAUGGGACUUGCAAUGACAAAGUCAUAGAAAAUCGCCACUCUGCCAGCCAAUGUACAGGUUGUACUGUCAUGGGGAUUAUUUGUAUGUCAUUAAAGGGUUCAUUUUUGUAUUCAGAGUUUUCUUACAGUUUGACUGUUUUCAGGUGCAACAAACGUAUGAUACACAACAAGCCUGUGUAUCAAAAUGUAAGGCUCAAACAGAUGUUAAAUAACAUUCUGGCUGGUUUUGCCAUGAAGUUUCUCCUUUAUAUGAUUCCCUUGAACAAAUAUUGCCAAAGUUACUGAAGAGAUUUUAACAUAGACAACAUGUAGCUGAAAUUCCCUAAGACCUCAAAUGUUUGUAACAAAUAAAACAUUGGUGUCAGAUAUUCAGCUCUUGAAUUGUCUCUCUAUCCUUUGUUUGUAUCACAGAUUGCAGUUCAGAGUGACUGUUACCUUCUAUAAUGAUACAUGAUGUUUCUUAGUUUUGUUUUUGGUGGGGACAUGAAAUUUAGGGACAAGUAAACAGGUGAAAUGUAAAGGAUAUUUCUAUAGCCUGUGUAGAUUAGAAAUUGAGCUGUUUGAACGUAUGAGAUAUGCGUAGUUAAAUCAGUGUUGUAUUUGUUUGGCUUUAUUGUAAAUAUUAGUAACAGAUUUUUUGAAAAUGGAUGUCUAUUUGUAAGCGAUCCAUGGAUUUCAAUCUCAAAUGUGCAAUAACAACCCGAAUGAAGUUCUUAUUUGCCAUUUCAGCUUCACAAGUUACUAGUGAUUAACGGUGAACAACACCAAGUCAUAUAACAUAUUCAUCACAAGAUGAUGCACUACACUACAGAGAUCAUACUCAGCUGUGUGUUGUCAGUUAAGGGCCUAUUACCUGCUGAGAACCACAACUACCUUAUUGGUAGAGAAUUAGCUACACAGCAACACGAGAAAAACUCUGUAUUGUCUGUUGAUCAUCAUGGCUCAAUUUGCUGUAGUUUAUUGUGAUGUAGUUUAUCAAGCUUAUUUGACGGUCUUUAUGCUUUCAUUUCCUCGUUUUAUAUUGUUUGAAGUCUAGUCUCUAUGCAGAUGACUUCAACAGAUGUGAAUGUAUAUAUAUUUUCUGUGAAGAAAUUAUGAAAUUCUUAGUAAGAAUGUUAUUGUUACUGAUUUAAACUCUGCUCCUUCUGUAAAUGUAAAUUGUCUAUUGAAUAUUGUAUUGAAAUAAAGAUUUAAUUUAACAAA